GUCACAAAAUGCGACGUAGAAAGCGCCCGCUGCUAUGUCCGUUGUGAGUUGUAAAGGCUUAGUAUGCCUAUGCAUUUCGCAAAAAUUAUUUGCCGUCGUCCCAUAGAUAGAGACUUCCCAACAUGACGAGUGAUACUGACCGAUCGGAUUUGAGCCCAAUUCAUCGUGUAGGAGAGGAGAGAAGAUUCAUCUCGCAUGUUGUGAUUUCCAAAUGAAUGUCUUGAACGACAACGACAUCUCCAAUGAUUCGUGAUUUCUCAUCAUCAACAUGAUGUCUUUCUCCUAUCUUCUGCAGGCCAAUUUGGUCGCUCUAUUCUAACGCUCCCCCAUUUUUUAACACAAUUCUGUGCCCAGUUGUUUAUCUGUUUUAAAUUGACUUCUUUUGCAGGAGUUGUAUGACAUGUUUUCCUCCAUCAUGAUAUCAUGAUUUAAGAUUAAGUCCUCGGGUGCGUACGAGGAAGGUCUGAUGUUUUAGUUGUGCAUUCAUGUGCGAGUAAAAGAGAAAGACAUCAUUUGUCGUGAGCGGAGACUACAACUAUACAAUAUUAUUUUUGGCAACAAAACAAUCUUUUGUCGUGUGUAGAUUUUUGUUGUCGUUGUUGAACAUAUUUCUACCCGCUCGCUCGUGACUUCGUGAUGGUGUUUUAGAAGAAAUUUUAAGUUAUAGGUACCUAGUCUUAGACAUAUCCUCGCAAUAUUUCUAAGAGUUAAUUUUUACGCUUGACGUUGACGCAAUUUACAGUUUUUUCAUUUCCUAACAAACACCGGGCCUUUUUGCGCUCAUAUUAUCUUUGAUAUUUUUUUUCCUCUCCGAAGUCUAUGUUCGGGUUCUCAAUAUAACUUUAACUUUCGCUCGAUGUUUUUUUCUUUCUCGUUCGAUCGUUUCUGCAUGCGAGAAAAUUCGUUACCGUCUUGGUGUGAAUUUAUGAAAAUUAAUCUUGUCUCGAACUACAUCAAUCAAUACCAAUGUGAAACAACAUCAAUUUCAAUAAAACUCUGAAUCGAAUUUUUAAUAUCACUAUUAGUUCUUUCAGUUCUCGUGUUAAGUGUACUAUAGUAGAUUGAGUCAAGUAGUACAACAUCAUGUAAACUCCAUGACCUCCUAGAAGACUCUUCUGCUUGGUGACGUGCUAGCAGAGGAAAGGCUAGCAGCGGCGCGAUGCGCGCGACGCUUGAAAACACGAUUGAAGGACGCUCUCGAAGCUCCGACAGAAGCUCCGACGAGGAUGCUGGCACUGCCACGAGGAGAUCGGAUGUUCAUGUUGACGGACGAUCCUCGUCAUCAACAUUGUCGAUAUCUUCUACUACAACAACAUCGCACUGUCCACGAACGAGUACUCACCAUGAAGGGGGAGACGUUAAACUUAGCAGUGCCUCCGACAGCGAUACUACAACAAGGAGAGCUUUCAAGUUAGGAGGAGGAGAGGCGUCUACCCUUCGGGCCGGCACGACGACAAGCACUAGAAGUACUAGAAGUGUGAUGAAUGAACAAGUCGGCGGCGCCGAGUCGUCUUCGCGACGUGCUGAUGGAGGAGAUCAAUCUGUAGUCAGCCGAAGGCGUUCAGGAGAUCGAGCGCUUCUGUACCAAGUACCGACAAGCGCAGCAGAUGAUGGACAAACGUCGACGCUACAGAAUGAUAAAGAUAGUUGUACCGCUGAAACGGGUUCAGCUUUAGAACCACGAGGAGGACGAGGUAGGACAAAGCACGCAUCUAAAACUACGUCAAAAGUAACAGGUGGAGGAUCCAACUCUAGGACUCUAUCGAGUGCAGCAGCAAAGGAUGUAGGAGUCGGUGCAAGAAAUACAUACGCGAAAGUGGAGGCGACACAGCCGACGGACGACGGCAUUCGGCCGUCGUCCAGCGCGAACAUCCUGAGGCUUGGCGGCACGGAAGUGAAGAGCGAAGCUGUAGGGGACCCUUCACGCCAAAGCAUCAGGGAGAAACGAGCAGGCUCGAAAAAUAUCGCCAUAGAGCCCUUUCCCGCUCUCAUAGAGCAGCCUACGGUACCAAUGCAGUCACAAGCGAGCUUGUCGCUCCCCUCCAGGAGACUUGGAAACGAGCAAGACUGCCUGUCAGGCGUUAGUAGAAACGUGGAUGAACAGGAAAUAAUUGAUAGGAAAGUAGUAAAUGUUCGUGGUCGUGCACAACGACCGUCUUUGAGCGGUAGAAGCGCCGCUUGUUCUAGCAGCAGCUCGGCUGCACUUCUGUAUCAGCGCGAGCAGAGGUAUUUAGAAGGCGUCCAUGCCAUGCAAGCCGAAGGAGAGGGCGAGGAGCGGUAUUACCCGGAACAGGAGGAGACAGGGGCUGGCGAAGAGGGGAGAGAGUAUGCCUACGCUGAGGACCCACACGCUGUGCAGCAUCCCACACGAGAUGAAGAGGCUGACGUCGCAGCAGUGGAAUUUCAUCCGGCACCGGAAUCUAUAGAGUACACGCCGGGUUCUCCGAUAAAAGCCCGAGGCUCCGGUAACGGAAGCAAUGGAUCAGACCACAUGAGCGAUGGCUCCCCAGGAGGAGGCAACGUGUCGGAAUCAGGAUCAGUACCAAAGAAAAGGCCGUCCGUGGUCUCCGUCGCCAUGUUGAAAAUGAGCGACAGUGCACGAAAAAGUGUGGCCCAGAAUUUAACGCGGAAGAAGAAGUACGGCGACGAUCUGAUCGAAUGGUCGCUGAAUAUGUUCCACAUCGGCGGUUGGUUCCGUAGUCGGUGUUUGUACACCGUUGAAACUCCCCUCUUCGACAAAGUCAUCCUCCUUCUUAUCCUUCUCAAUUCUGCUGCCAUGGCGGCUUACCGCCACCGCGAAGUCUACAAUAAACCCAUGACACACAAAGACUGCAUCAGUUCCAACGGUACCGCCUACGGAUGCGGCCGUGACGAGGACAGCCUCAACAAAGUACUUUUAAUUACCAAAUGAAAUGUUUAAGUACCCACGGGGCUCAAUUUUCAAUCAGUCUCGAUGCUCUUUAUUUUCAACCUCCAAAAUAAACAUUUUCGCAUAUUAUCUCCACACCCUUUUUUCUCAUCAUCAAGAUCAACUACAAUCCGUUUCAACCAUACGUACGAUCAUGAGCAUGAUUAUUAUAUGUACGCUCCGACUCUCAAGAACAUCAUCUUCAUCAACACCACUUCUCACUCCAACACGCACUUACAGAUGAUCGACAUAGCGGACCCUAUCUUCCUCCUUAUUUUUAUCAUGGAGAGUCUCCUGAAAAUCAUCGCAUACGGGUUUUGCCAAGGUAAGAAGACGUACCUGCGGGACACAUGGAACUGGCUCGAUUUCAUCGUUGUGCUCACUGGUACUGCAAUACUGAAGACAUUUUUAUCGACAAGUUUUCGAUAGUUUUUUUUUUCGAUGAGUGUUUACUUAGGUUUUCCUCGACUGUGAUUCCUGCAUCUGCUAUCUCCAAGCAGAUCACUUGAGGACAAGAAAUAUUCAUUAUGCCUCCCACGACUGCUCAGGUGUUAUUUCUUGGUGUCUCGAGAAUAUGGGGAGCGGUGACGGCGAGAGCAAUGCCGGUUCAACGAUCAAGAUGUUGCGUGUCUUCCGAGUCAUGCGACCGCUUCGUUCUCUUACAACUUUACCAGAGCUUAAGGUUCUGGUGAACACAGUGCUGCAAUCGAUUCCUCGUUUAGGAUCUGUGCUGAGCAUGACCGUCUUCUUGCUCGUCAUAUUUGGUAUAGAAAAUUCAAUCUGUGAUUCGACUUUUGUCAUGCGUACAAGAAUAAAGAUGUAGUUUGUCAAAUUCCAGAUCCAUUUAUUUGGCUAUAAUUAUGUAUGCGCAUUAUAUAUAAUUCCCGAUAGGAUUUCGCUAGCACUUACAUCAAUUGAAUUCGUCCAAGCUGCAGGUAUUCUCGGAUUGAACUUGUGGAUGGGUGUGUUUGACCGUCGGUGCCGCACCUUAGGCGACGUCCGAUGGGUCACGACACCUCACGCGAGUUGUCCUUUUAGCGCCGACGAACCUGGUCGCUGGGAGUGGCCUCUCGCCACGGAUGAUGAUGGCCCGCUGAGCCGGCCAUGCGGCGGGCGAUAUAUGUGUGAAGAUACCAUCCAUUGGCAAUACUUCGGCGACAGCGUUUGCGGUAGUCUCAGCGUUUUCGACCUCGAAGACGGGUACCAACCAUCAUUCCCCAAAAGCGUGGUAACAGCGCAGGGAUCCAGUAUAACCUUCGGCGAUAAGUACGAAGCGGCGAAGUUCGGAAAGUGGUGCGAGAACAGCAUUCUCGACUCGGAUAUCGUAUCAGGCUGAGAAUUUUUAUUAUGCAUACAUUAUGCAUGAGUCCAGCACCCAUGAUCAUCGUGAAUUACUAACAACGGAUGUACUACGACCAUAACUCGACAUCAUUCCUCUAUCAUCUUCUUCCUCAUUGAUUUACAUACAACAGCCUGGGAAUUAUAGGCAGCUCAACGAUGCGAACUACGGUUUCGGAUUGACGAAUUUCAACAACAUUCUGAACGCCGUGAUCGUCAUUUUCCAAUGCAUCACCCUAGAGGGAUGGACCGAUAUCAUGUACAUGGGACAAGACGCACACUCCAACGAUUUCGCUUUCAUCUACUUCAUCUUCCUUGUGGUACGCAUCUUUGAUUUUUAGAUGUCUGGCGCUUGAUGUUUGAAUAGGAGGACUGUGGCUGUCAUUGUAGGAACUAGCGUGAAGUAGAUCUUUUCGACUUGUUGAACUUGAUGCAAAUGCACGGCCUUCUUGUGAUGUCGAUUUAUUGUUCGCAACAUUGAAUGUGUACCUUCCACCCACCGCAUCUCCUAGCAUCAUUCAGUACUGUCCACGACCACCUUUCUCUCCAUCUCAGAUCAUCGGUUCGUUUUUCCUGUUGAACGUUGCUCUCGCAGUGGUGUGGGACGCUUUCCAGGAAUUGAGCGGGGAAAAUGGCGCAAACGAUGUUGAGCUUGAUGAUGAGGGUGAAAACAACGAAGAGGAGAACGAAGACGAGGGAAAUCGUGACUCGGGAAAAGUGUCUCCCGAACAGGACACCGCAGAUGAUUCGGCGAAUGACGAGGAGAGAAAAACGAAACGCGGCGCGAGGCGGGUCAAAUCAGCGGCUCUACUCAUCUACGAAGACGAGAAAAAAUUCAAAUUCUUCUUCGAUUUAGCGAGCACGGCGUUCUUCCAGAACUUUGUCAUGGGAUGCAUCAUCUUGAACAUUAUCAUCAUGAUGAUGGACUCCUACCCGCCAAUAAAACCGCCACUCAGUACUACAGUUUUUUCAUUUUACAGUUUUAGAUGACCAGAAACAACAUGAUUGUGAUGCAACAAAAUUAGUCAUUUAUAGUCUGUCUCCGUAAAGCUUGUGUAGAAGUCCUAGUAUACAGUACGCUCCCGACGAUAGUCGGAUCGUAUAGUAUAGUAUCUCUUGAACAUCCGUGAUUUUUUGAAGUUUCGAAUCUAGUCAAUAUCACUUCAACAUCCUCCCUUCACCUCCUUCAGACGUCGUCCUGGAUCACAUGGACACGGUUUUCUCGAUUAUCUUCGGAAUUGAGAUGAUGAUAGUGCUUUUGGCGAUCGGGCCUUUGAACUACGUAAAGGAGCGAUGGCAUCUUCUUGAUGGUGUAAUCGUGGUGGUGUCGUUGAUCGAGCUCGGGGAGAAGCUGUCCGGAUCCGGUGCUGGUGGCGGUGCGCUGAAAUCCUUGCGUUUGCUGCGUAUCAUUAAGCUGGCAAAGAAGUGGGCGAGUUUCCGGUUACUGCUGCAAGCAGUGAUUCACACGGUGAUGUCUAUGGGAAACUUUACGAUUUUGCUCGUGUUGAUGAUGUUCGUGUUUGCCUUGAUGGGUAGCUUGAUCUUCGCGAACAAGUUCAAAUUUCACCCGGACACGGACGAGCCCAUCGCUGAGGACCAGCCUUGCCCCGGAAGCGACCGGCACGGAUGUGUGCGGAGAGCGCACUUUGACUACUUCUUAUGGUCAAUCGUGACGGUGUUCCAGUGCUUGACGGGUGAGAACUGGAACAUGGUGAUGUAUGACGGCAUGCGCGGCGCGGGCUUCUUCUAUUUCCUGUUCUUCUUCGCGAUGGUGGUGCUGGGUAUGUGCAUCAUUUUCAACUUGUUCCUGGCGAUCUUGAUGGCGAACUUUCAGGACGCCAGUGAGGCCAUUCGAGCGUCCGAAGAAGCGCGAAAAGAGCGCGAGCUCAUGGCCGGAGAGGACUGGGAGGACGAGGAAGAGGGCAUGGAGGAAGGCGGUAAUGGAGACGGCGAACCGGUCCAGUCAGAGGCCAUCGCCAAUGCUCCUGAAGACUCCACUCAAAAUCCGGCACCAGGCGGCGCCACGAAGAACAAGGCCGGCGGCUUCAUCGGGGCGUACAUUGACAGAGGAGAGACUGUGAGGGCCCGAGUUCGCACACCAGACGGAUCAAAGGAACGACCAGGAGGUGCUGCCCCGGAUUCUAGUGAUAAACCGGGAGACAACAGCAUUCCAACGCAGCCACCAGAAGGCGUGAGCCCCUUCUCACACGUCAGUUUAGAUAGCAAGGGCCAACCAAGAAAACGCGGCGCGAAGAGAAGGCAAGUAGACAAGAGCAAGGGAACCUACAAAGACAUCACAAAUGAGAAGAGCGUUCUCGUUAGGCAGUGCGUGCUCAUAUGCCAGCAUCAAAUGUACUGAUCUUUUUAAGCGCUUGAAUAUUCGAUGAAGAGCCGUACAUCGUUUUGCAAUUUGUACAACAAGCUGCACUACGUUAGAACUUAACCACGUGAUAAUAUUACUUCCUUUUCACAUGAAAAAACUCAAAACCAUAUCAAACUAACACCAGAUUCGAGAAUUUUAUUCUCGUGAUGAUCAUCGUUUCAUCAAUGUGCAUGGCUUUUGACGAUCCGAUAUUGAACCCGCAGCAUCCUUUGCAGGUCGCCUUGCAGUACCUGAAUAUCUGCUUCACGACUAUCUUCACAUUGGAGAUGAUCAUGAAGCACGUUGCUAUGGGAGUCGGAAACUACUGGUACACCUUCUGCGAUACUACAGAAAUUUGAAAUAUCAACUAGAGACAGCAGGUGUAGUGUGGCUCGUGGCAGAGACAAAAAUUAUAUUGAUGUAUUAAUGACUCUGUCCCCGAGUAAGGGUCUACUACGUCGACUCAUUUCUACAUUUUUACUUUCCUACGUAUCGGUAUCUAUUGCGCGAUGGAUGAGUAUGAUUUUUGGCGGCUCAAUAAGGCUAAACUUUAACACAUGAUCACGACAGGUCCAACGGCUGGAACAUUCUCGAUGGUGCAGUCGUGAUGGUGUCCGUAAUCGAUUUAGUCUUCUGGAUUAUAGCAGAAAGUAGUGGAGAAGAAGGCGGCGCAGAUAUUUCAUUCUUGAAAACAUUGCGUAUUCUACGAGCGUUGCGUCCACUGCGUGUGAUCGCGCGUAACCCCAACCUCAAACUCGUGGUCAACACUAUCUUUGCAUCGUUGCCGCAGCUCCGAACAUUGAUGGUCCUCAUGAUGCUCUUCUUCCUCAUUGUGGGUCUAGUGGCCCUCAACUAUCUCAAGGGAGCAUUUUCGCAGUGUGGCGAGUACUAAAAUCUUUUUCACAAUUCGUCUAGAAGAGUUGCAUUUUCUAUAUCUCUGGAGGAAAAUACGAGUACUAGCAUUAAUUUCUGAACAGUGAACGGUAAUGAAAAUGAUCAAGAUCUACCUUAACAGAAGCACAAAGGUUAAGAAUUGGCUACGUAGGAUAUCAUGAUACAACCUUCUGGUUCAUAUGCCUGCAACGUAAUUUCAGCAUUCAUACUUCCAUGAUCCGACAGGAAUGCAAAUUCAUCUCAUUUUCCCGCCAUCUCAGCUUCAACAUUCUCGAACUCCGGAAUCAAGUAGAGAAAGAUGGCGGCAUACCAACGACAGAGAUGUGUCUCUACGAUUGUGCUGCAGCUGAAACUUGCUCACAAGGCAGCCGAUUAAUCAAGAGGCAGGGCGCGACGUGUCCUGCAGGCAUGGCAUCAUAUAGGAGAAUGCUGCCUGAUCAUCCUGUACUCCUACUUCAUCUUUCAUCCGAACUUUAUUCUACUUAGUGAAUUCUUGCUGCUUCAAAUGAUGAUAUCAAAAUUAUCACAAGAAAAGAGAAGAUGAUCAUAGCACAUUCUAUUUGUUGAGACAAGAGAGAGGGCUGCUUAUUUACAAUUGAUUCGUAAAUGUAGUCAUGAUCAUCGUAUCAAUCUUGUUUGAUGAAACUUUCUUCAUUUUCAUUGCACUUUGUUCUAUCAGAUUUGUAUCGGCAAGUGUCCGCUAGACGAGACAGGCAGUGGCGUAUGCCAAGGCUACCAAGCGCUGGAUAAGCCCACACGGACAGAGAACGGCGUAACUGUGUCCGAUCUUCCCAAUAUGUGCGCCAAACCCGGCGUCGGCAGUACCCCGGACAACCCUAUCAAUGUGCCGGCUUUCACCGCCGACAGCCCGCUGACAAACCGUUGGCGAUCUGCGCUCGAGUACAACUUGAUGCAGUGUACAGCGUGCAAGGAACGCUAUUGCCCCAACGACGAAAUCUCAAAACAGUGCGUAGAUUUCUGUGAGGAUAUCCUGCUUAUUGGCAACUGCGUAGAGUCGUGUACAAGCCCGUACACCGAAAGCUCGCCGCAGUGCGUCACCUGUCGACAGGAGUGCGCCGCAGCUUGUUCCUGCGAAGACAACUGCGAAGCCAUGCACGAGGACGCGGCGAUGUGCAUCGAGGAGGGGUCCAGCACAGCGGGGCAAGAGUAACUCUACAGAAUACUAUAUCUGCUUAGGAUUUUUUCAAAGUCCUCUACCUUAAUCUGCCUGACAGUAAGGACUAGGAAUAGGAUUCCCCCUCGCGGAACUCACUAGCUAGCCCUGCUGUGAAAAGAAGAUCAUACUCCCACAGCAUCAGGAUCAAAGGAUAAUCUCCGACUCUCCGUCCUAGUUCUAUGCGUGAGCUUAUCCUUGCUCUUACGUGACUACACCCCACAGGUAUAAAUGGGUACCGGGAAUAUCACAAAGUUUCGAUAACAUCGGCUUUGCAAUGAUCACCCUUCUGGAGAUCUCAACAACGGAGGGUUGGGUCGACGUGAUGUACGCUGCAGUAGAUGCUCGUGGUGUGCAUAAACAACCAGAGCGAGAUCACACCGAGAUAUGGAGUACUCAAGCCUCUAAGAUGAUUUGCUUUUCUGCGUUUUCUUUACUCAUGAUCGUGCUCUUUCUAUAGAUUAUUUAAGAUUUUUUAGCACACUCUCUCUUCUUUUUCAGCCAAAAUCAUUUGAAAAAAGCUAGUACCUAGUCAACAUAUUACAACAUCAACAAGACUGACAAGAUAGCCCGUGACGACUAUGAUCUUGUGCACAACCCACUCAAUAUCUCACUCCAGGUCUUUUCUUCGUGUUUUUCAUGCUUGUUGGUUGUUUCCUGAUUCUCAACUUGUGCGUCGGUGUGAUUGUGGACAACUUUGCUGAGAUGAAGAAGGCACAGACCAACCCGGGAAGCUCACUUCUAGUUACCCCAGCGCAGCAAAAGUGGAUCAAUAGUCAGAAGAACCUAGCAACGCGACGUAUGUUCUUGUCGCUGAAAAAUUUGGAGCACUACGACAAACAGAGGAGAAACAUGUUCUUCUUCGUCAACGACGACAGAUUCGAGGGCAUGAUCAUGAUCUGCAUCGUCUUGAACGCGGUACUACUUGUUAUCUGCUUUCUAGUAACUUCAACUUCUCAAUCAGACUAACUUACCGCUAGGUAGUACGUAGAGUUUUGUUAAUACCUUACUUGUAGUUACUAAGACGUUCUUUGUUUUUGUCAUGCAGCACAAGGACUUCACUUCGCAAAUCCUUACAUUUUUCAUCAAAUAUUCCAGGUUAUCAUGGCGAUGAAGGUGUAUCCUUCGGAACCGGAUGGUGGGGAUUUCGACUGGGUGAACUACGAAAUGGGACUGGACAUCGUCAACUAUAUCUUUGCCACAAUAUUCCUUGUCGAGGCGAUUCUCAAACUCUACGCCUACCGGCUAUGGUACUGCUAAUUUUUUUGAAUACCUAUGUAUUUAAGUAUCUAUUACGAUUAAGUAAUCUUCAUAGGUUUAAUGCACCAUUUCGAAGUCAGUCGUGUGUAUUUCUGAAUACAUCCUACUUUCUUGGUAGCUCCUUGCUUCUUCAUCAAGAUUUGUUGACUCUCCAGCGGAACCUUGUUGAGAAAGGACGUAGUACGACUUGAAGCAGGCCUCAUCACCUUGUUACAACACUCCGUACUCUUCCACCACCAGGUACUUCUCCGACGGGUGGAACAUGUUCGAUUUUAGUUGCGUGAUGGCGACUUUGGUCGGUAUUUUGCUGGACUUUGUUUUCGAAGUGAAGGUCGGCGCAUUGAUGAGCUCAGUGCGUCUGUUCCGUAUUGCGCGGUUACUUCGAUUACUGAGGUUCGCGAAAGGUCUGAAUAAGAUCUUCAACGCAUUCUUGCUCUCGAUUCCCAAGUUGUUCAAUGUCGCUUGCAUCCUCUUCUUGCUAAUGUUCUUGUACGCAGUGAUGGGCGUGCAGAUGUUCGGAAAGGUGCAAUUCCACGACACACAUAGCGAGCGCGGAAACUUCCGAACAUUCUACAGGGCUUUCAUGACACUGGUACUACCCCCUAUGCAUUUCUUUGAUUUCGAUUCGUCAACAUUCAUUUACAUUUCUCUGAUUUUGAUUUCGAUUCGUCAUAUCGCUUCAUCUUUCACCAGUACCUGCUUCAUUCGUCCUGUAUCUUUACCAGUAGCGCGAGGUAUACGCAUUGAUUUAGUAAAGUUUCAUUGUAUGUAACCAUAUUAGACGGUGCAUGCUGGAAUCAAUAUUUAUAUAAUAAAUUAUUUGCUCGUCGUCGUCCUCAUCUUAUUCACUCAGAAACUCGAAUUCCUUUUCCUUGUCUUCAUCUUCUUUUCAGGUUCGUUCAAUGACGGGUGAAGCAUGGAACGAGCUGAUGCACGAACUCGGUAGAGGCCCGGAGGCAUUUGGCCGAUUGGACGGGAAGCCGUGCGUCUUAGAUUUCGAUGUGCCAACACAGGCUUCCUACGAUCUUCUCGAUGAGAAAUGCCUUAUCGACACGCCAAUACAAUGCGGCACAGCGGUACUGAUAUACUAGAAGAAGAACUAGUGGUUGUUACAGUAAAAGGUUGAGUUGUGUUCAAGAGAGCUCUUGUUAAAACGACGAGCAUCUUGUGGCUAUCUGAUGAGUAAAAAGGGUAACUAGAAGAAAGUAAAUCGCCACGUCUUUAUCUCAAGUAGUUAGAGUCGUAUCAAACCUUCCUUAUAGAAAUUGGUGAUCAUCAAUAUUCUUCACCAAAAAUACAGGGCAUGAGUUACUUUUAUUGGGUGACGUACACGAUGUUUAUCACUUUCGUCGUCUUCAACUUGGUGGUCGCGGUCAUUCUCGAGGGUUUCGAAGAUUCCACCCAGAAGUCGGAGGAUGAAGUGGUAAAUCUCGCUAUUGAUAGCUGGAAAAAGUACGACCCAGACUACAAACUCAAGUUGCCAGCAGACAGGGCACAAGACUUCAUCAACGAGCUCCAACUCGAGAUGAUGGAACCGGACGAGCGAGAACGAUCAAAAUCACUAGACCUGACAGACGCUGAAAAAGAAUUCCUAGAGCUCAAGGUUGGACCUGACGGACAGCUAACCUUCGUAGGCGUAGUGCAGGGCGCACUCAGACAGGUAAAAAAUUUGAAUUAUUCUGAUUUGCGAUUACUGUUUACCCUCUCCCUCCUAUUCAAUAUGUUUAGAUACAUGCAUGUUUCUGACUUUCAUCAAUCAUACUCCCUCACUGGGUGUACUGCCCGCAACUACUUACGACUACUCUUACCAUUGGAGAUUUCUUUCAAUUUUAAAUCCUUUUUACGUUCUGUGCUCACGACUUACUUUUGUCUCAUCAACAUGCAGAUCAUGUUGUUCGUGGUCGAAUCGCGAGAAGAGCGUGCGAAAUUAAUGGACGAAAUUAAGACCGUGGAGACGUCACUAAAGGACCCAACGGACGCGCGCACGCAGUUGUCCUCAAAUAUUCUGGGAACGCUAGGCUAUGUCUCCAACUCGGACCCCAACCCACCUCCGGAAUCCGGCCCAAUUUCGAAUUGA
This is a messenger RNA of Amoebophrya sp. A25, 12013 nucleotides long. Lineage: Eukaryota; Dinophyceae; Syndiniales; Amoebophryaceae. The record is from the annotation of a GenBank genome assembly.